GAUCUGUUUUCCGUGGAAUUUUUAUGGAUUGUGAUCGAAAUCCCGACGAAAUGGCACCAAAAACUCCCGAAAAAGAAGCAAAACCCAAAGCUGAUGCCAAUGGAGCCAUCCUCGAUGCAGUUAAUGAAGAUUUAGACGAAAUUGAUUUGGUCAGCAGCAGCCUUGAUUCCCUCAAUUCUGCUCUGGAUAACAUUGAGCAGCGAGCUGAUAGUAUGCGGUCACAACUGCUGGAGCUCCUCAUGUCAAAUCGGGAAAUCCUCAAGGAGCUUCGGGAAGAAUAUAAACCAGACACGAAGGGCAGUAGUCCGGAUGAUGGACCCACAAGUAGUGGUAGCGCCUAGGACAGACGGUCCCCCACCGUAACAGUAUUUUCUUAUUGACCUUU
Messenger RNA from Lutzomyia longipalpis, 385 nucleotides. RefSeq names its product UPF0184 protein AAEL002161-like. The record is from RefSeq and is a predicted model, not a curated record. Lineage: Eukaryota; Metazoa; Arthropoda; Insecta; Diptera; Psychodidae. Bases 24 to 341 code for a protein of 105 amino acids. The transcript is spliced from 2 exons.